UUCGGGGCGAUGCUGCCUCUGGGCGCCUCAUUCCUCCCAUUCCAUCGCGUAUAAAUUCGCCCCGUCCCGACGCGCCCGUGGGUAUCCGAAUCGCGGCGUCAUUAAGGUUGGAAGAGACCUCCAAGAUCGUCAAGUGCAACAUGCGCAUCGUUUCUACCAAAUCACUGACGGGAAAAGGGGGAGCCUGGCGAUUCAGGCGGUGCUUUCUGACGGCCAGGCUGUGCCUCUGGAGACAUCCCGAGGUAAACAUGGGCUUCACGUGCUGCUUGAUGAAGUUCCUGCUGCGUUCUCCUCAAAUAGCUGCGGGCUCCUGGAGGGAGGUGGUGCUCCCGCAGCCGAGCUGCGAUCCUAGCACGGAUUAUGGGCUCGAAAUACUGUUGUGUGUCGGUGACUGGGGGACUUUGAUGUGCGGAGAUCUUCACCGAAGGGAUUUUCUUCCACGAGGUUCUGGAAUUGUGACAAGACGGCCGUUGGUCCUGCAGCUCAUCACUGCCAAAACAGAGUAUGCUGAAUUUCUACACUGCAAAGGGAAGAAAUUUACUGAUUUUGAUGAAGUUCGUCAGGAAAUUGAAGUUGAAACAGAUAGAGUGACAGGAAUGAACAAAGGCAUUUCUUCAGUUCCUAUUAAUUUAAGAAUAUAUUCUCCACAUGUCUUAAGCCUGACCCUUAUUGAUUUGCCGGGAAUCACUAAAGUGCCAGUGGGGGAUCAGCCGCCAGACAUCGAGCAGCAGAUCAGAGACAUGAUAAUGCAGUUCAUCUCCAGAGAGAACUGCCUGAUCCUGGCUGUGACUCCAGCUAACACUGACCUGGCCAACUCAGAUGCCCUGAAGCUGGCAAAGGAGGUGGAUCCUCAGGGCCUUAGAACCAUUGGUGUGAUCACAAAAUUGGAUCUGAUGGAUGAAGGAACAGAUGCAAGAGAAGUUCUAGAAAACAAACUCCUCCCUCUUCGUAGAGGUUAUAUUGGUGUUGUAAACAGAAGCCAGAAGGACAUUGAUGGGAAGAAGGACAUAAAAGCAGCUCUUCUAGCAGAAAGGAAAUUCUUUCUUUCCCACCCAUCCUACAGGCACAUGGCAGAUCGGAUGGGAACACCCUAUCUCCAGAAAGUUCUAAACCAGCAACUUACCAAUCAUAUCCGGGAUACCCUGCCAGCCUUCAGAAGCAAACUCCAGAGCCAGCUGCUUUCUAUAGAACAUGAAGUAGAGGUGUACAAAAACUUCAGACCAGAAGAUCCCACCAGAAAAACAAAAGCCCUCUUGCAGAUGGUACAGCAGUUUUCAGUGGACUUUGAAAAAAGAAUUGAAGGAUCAGGAGAUCAAGUUGAUACGCUGGAACUUUCAGGAGGUGCCAAAAUCAAUCGUAUUUUCCAUGAACGUUUUCCCUUUGAACUUGUGAAGAUGGAAUUCAAUGAGAAGGAGCUGAGGAGAGAGAUAAGUUACGCCAUCAAGAACAUACAUGGCAUCAGAACAGGUUUGUUCACUCCAGAUAUGGCGUUUGAAGCCAUUGUUAAAAAACAGAUCGUUAAGCUGAAAGGACCUUGCUUAAAAAGUGUGGAUCUGGUGAUGCAAGAGUUAAUCAACACUGUCAAGAAGUGCACUAAAAAGUUGGCAACAUAUCCAAGGUUGUGUGAGGAAACAGAAAGAAUUGUUGCUGGCUACAUUCGUGAAAGAGAAGAGAAAACCAAGGACCAGAUGCUGCUGCUCAUUGAUAUCCAGGUUUCUUAUAUCAACACCAACCAUGAAGACUUCAUUGGCUUUGCAAAUGCCCAACAAAGAAGCAGUCAGGUUAACAAAAGUGCAGUGGGAAAUCAGGGAACCAAUCUACCGCCUUCAAGGCAAAUUGUCAUCCGGAAAGGCUGGCUCACCAUCAACAACAUUGGCAUCAUGAAAGGAGGCUCCAAGGAAUACUGGUUUGUCCUGACUGCAGAGAGCUUGUCCUGGUAUAAAGAUGAUGAGGAAAAAGAGAAGAAGUACAUGCUGCCUUUGGACAACUUGAAAGUGCGAGAUGUGGAAAAGAGUUUCAUGUCCAGCAAACACAUCUUUGCAUUGUUUAACACAGAGCAGAGGAAUGUUUACAAGGAUUACCGUUUCCUUGAGCUAGCCUGUGACUCCCAAGAGGAGGUGGAUAGCUGGAAGGCAUCUCUGCUACGAGCCGGUGUCUAUCCUGAUAAAUCCUCAGGGAGCAACAAAACUGAAACUGAAGAAAAUGGCCAAGCAGAUAAUUUUUCAAUGGACCCCCAGCUGGAAAGACAGGUGGAGACAAUUCGAAAUCUUGUGGACUCCUACAUGUCCAUUAUUAACAAAUGUAUCCGAGAUCUGAUCCCGAAAACAAUCAUGCACCUCAUGAUCAAUAAUGUAAAAGAAUUUAUCAACGCAGAGCUGCUGGCUCACCUGUAUUCCUCUGAGGACCAGAACACUCUGAUGGAGGAGUCGGCGGAGCAGGCGCAGCGGCGGGACGAGACCCUGCGCAUGUACCAGGCGCUGCAGGAGGCGCUGGCCAUCAUCGGGGACAUCAGCACCAGCACCGUGUCCACCCCUGCUCCCCCGCCUGUGGAUGACUCCUGGCUCCAGCAGGCACGCAGAUCACCUCCUCCAAGUCCUUCAACUCCGAGGAGACCUACCCUGAACAAUCCCCCCAGCAGACCCUUAUCUGGCCGAGGACCCGCUCCCGCCAUCCCCUCUCCGGGCCCGCAGUCGGGGGCGCCCCCGGUGCCGUUCCGCCCGGGAGCUCUGCCUCCGUUCCCCAGCGCCGAGGGCCACGGAGGGCCCCCCCAGGUUCCCUCUCGGCCCAGCCGGGCUCCUCCCAGCGUGCCAAGUCGAAGACCGCCCCCUUCACCUACUCGGCCCACUGUAAUCCGUCCGUUAGACUCCUCCCUGUUAGACUAAAAGGAGUUUCUGGCAUGUCACUCGUUGUUAACCAAAUAUGUGGAAACAAAUUGCUUGGUAACUGUCACAAUAACCAGUGUAUAGUCGCAUGUAUGGACAUCUCUAGGCAAGUAACCAAUUUUACUGAUAUUCUCUGUCCAUUCUGCAUUGUUUAUGAGGUCUUCAAUGUUUGGGGAAGGUCUGUGCUGCCUUGACUUUUCCUUCUGCAAUAACUGAUGUUAUCUAACUUACUGACACAUAUCUCCACCCAGACAACUGUGCUCACAGUCCUCCACAGCAGCUGGAGGGCUUGACUCUGUGUGUCUUUGUGCAUGUGUUGAUUUAUCUGCUGCUUUUUUUCUCCCUUACCUGAAAGGAAUCUUGCUUUUAUUUAUACCUUCUAGGUUUUCUGUUUUCUCUUGUAAUGGCUGAACUGGGCAAAGAAAAGCCAUGUGGUUUCUUACCAAGCUCUUCUGAAGGUCCCACACUUGCAGGUCUCUCUUGUAAGAGGCUUGCUUCUCCUGUAAACUGUCCUUAUCCAAAUUUUAGUUUUAAGGAAUGUUGUUAAACAAGCAGGGUGUGCAUGGGACAAGGCAUGUUUUGCUGUAUGCCCAUCCUGGCAGCUGCCAUGCCAGGUUGGUUGGGUUGGUGAGGAGCAGGCUGGGCUGCCCCAGCUCACAGGGAGCUGUCCCACCCCACAGCCAGGAGGGGACAGGGUGGUUGGGAGGGCUGGGGUGUGACACAGCAGCUCCCUCUGCCCCUGCUCCCACUGUGCUCCUGGGAAGCACUGCAGGGCAGUGAGGGCAUGGAGAUGGGCUGUGUGCAGGACCCAGGGAACUGAGCACUGCUUUUGGUCCCUUUGUGACCAGAAGGACACAGAGACACACACACACACAUGCACAGCUGGGCUGGGUCCCCCUCCUGUGCCCACCGUGGGAGCUCCAGCCUGGACUGGCAGCUGAGCUUCCCAAGGCUUUGGAUGUGGGAUAUUUGUGAUAUUUUCACAUGCCAGUCAAUAAAGUUUCCCUGUGUCCUCUGUGUAAAGAUUUUCUUUUUGCAUUACAUGGUCCUUGCACACACCUUGGUUUACUGUUGCUUUAUCCAGCUAAGUUCUGGGAAGUGCUCAGCUGUGCAUCCUGGAUUAUUUUAGCAGCUGCUCACUUGCAGAGAUGCCCUCUGCCUCUUGUUUUGCACGUUAUAAAUUAAUGCAUUAUAAAAACCUUUUGUCUUAACUGCAUUACUUCACUUUAAACACUUAGGGUCAGUGUCACCCUUAAAGCUUAGAACUUACUGAGUUAACACAAUGAAACUAGAGAGGAAUUUGGCCUCGUUCCUUUAGAAAAUAUGAAUUGCUGCUAUUAAAAUUAUGGUUACAGAUCCCUUGGCAAAGCAAUUGGUGGUUUCAAAAGGCCCCAGUACAAUCAGUCUAAUAAAUGUAUUUAUUGAGACUGCUUGUAGGGCUCCAGUAUGCUGUAGCCCCAUGGUUAGGAAGAAUCCAAUCCAAGAGCCACAACAAAUGGGGAUUUACUCUGUUAAUUCCCAGGCUGCUGAUUAGCUGUGCUCACCAGUGCAGCAAAUCAUGUUCCAGCCUGCAGAGGAGAGACGAGUUUGGGACAGCAUCAUGAUUUGUGUAUUAGUUUAACUUCCAUUUCCUGCCAACCCCAUACUGGUGCCACACUCCUGGGGAGUCUGGAGGUCACAUGUGAGGCACGGUGGAGAUGGAGUUUGUCAAGCCCUGGCAUCCUGGUGAUCUCAGCAGAUGCUGCUGUUUGUUUGGGGAACAGGUCCACAUCUCCAGUGCCAAUGCACAGAAUCAGCUUUCAAGGUUGAAAACACAACCCCCACAGUCAUACUAAUUUUUACUACAAAAAAGAAAACAUAUUUUGAUGAUUCUUCUUGUCUUCUACACAGCUUUCCACUGCUCAGUGCUGUCUGCUGUAAGCUGUGCUGCAUCUGUUGGAUACAUUUUUGUGAAUAGCCACAGUAGCCCAUAUUGUUGCAUUGCCAGCACUCCUGUAUUUCUAAACAGUUAAACAGAACUCUGCUACUGACUGGCAGCUGCCUGCUGAUGGGAAGCCAGGUUAAAUGCCUGAGCCACAGAGAUCACUGAUAUCACUUCUGAUAUCAGAAUAUCAAUUUUUGAUACUCACAAGGUGUCUCUGCUCAUGGCACCAUCCAUGAGCAGGGACCAACCCAACCCACUCCAGGACACUGCAAGGCCACAGUCUGGGUUUGUCCCACAGCCCAAGGACUCAGCUUAGCUGUCCUUUGUCCUUUGAUGAGCAUGACCCCCAGGAGGGGAUUCAGGCCAGGGUGGCUGCAGGGGACACAAGGCAAUGCUGGUAAUUCAGGAGCCUCAAUUACAUGGCACAGCUCCUGGCCUAAAAUGUGCUUUUAAAUGCUCCUUUCUUGAGACUCCCUGAUUUACUUUAAUGACUCUUUCUGCCAAUCAUAAGGAAAGAGGUGGCACAACUGAGCACUGUCCUUUUCUCUGCCCCCAGGGAACUAUUUCUCAGCAGUACUCCUGAAUUGUAAAUAAAGCUCUCAAGGGUGGAUUUACCCGAAAGAGGAGGAGGAGGCAGUGAGGCAUCAGCACCGUCUGGUCCUGUGCUUGAUGCUGAGGGUGCAGGACACAGCUGCACAGCCCUCCUUCCUCUGCAUCCUCAUUGAGAUCUCAUCCAAAUCUGGCCCUGGGCCCUAAAUGCAACACUUUUAGGGGUGCAGGUUAAUAAAAAACCAUAAGCACAAAUCCAGGGGUUGAUGAUUUCACCUCUUCUUGCGUAUGUGCUUGUGAGAAUAAACCACAGAAACUUGUUUCUAGGAAAACCACUUGAAUGCUGCCCAAGAAAUUGCCACAUCCAGUUGAGUAAGUUCUGUCCUGCAGCCUUGGCCCACUUCCUUCUGCUCUGGAGUGCCUGGAAUGGGUUUGUUUGUCCCACUUGCUCCUGAUGCUGGCUGUCCUAUCCGUCCUGUCCCUUGUUCUUGGAGGAGCAGCCUUGGCAGCAACUGACUCCAUGCCCAAAGGAAAGCAGGACAAGCUCCCUGUGGGUCUGCCAGAGGGACUGGGCACCUCUGCAGAGCACUCAGGUGGGAUGAGCCAGGCCUGAGCUCCGUGUCUGUGGGGCACAGGUUGCUCUGCCCCUCUCUGCUUCCCUCUGGUACAGCUCUGCUUGCCAGGGCACAGUGGAGCAAUAAUGAAGCAACACCAGAGUUUCUGCUCUUAGGUGAGGUGCACAAAGAUCUGGGUGGUGUAGUUGCUGAGUUUCAGGAGGGUGCUCAUCUAAUACUGCAUUUAGGCUGAGCCUGGAUCUCUGCCCAGGGAACAUUUCCACCUCACCCCGCUGUGGCUGACCAAAAGAGCUUGUGUGUGCUGUGAACAGCUCUGGGCCUGGCAUCUCAAGGGAUCUUGUGCUAGGGUUAAAAAGAUUGUAUGUUCAACAAAAAGGCUUAUGUACAUAGUUAAUGUGUGUUUAUUUUAUUGCUGAUCUUGUUGCACUUUCUGAGUAAGUCUCCUAAAAGUAGAUUAUUUAUUAUAUUAAAGAAGAUACAUUAUAGGUUAUGGCAUUUCGUGUUCAAGUAUAACAUAGAAAAUAUUAUCCUCCCUGUUCCAGAGAGCUCCACUAACCAUGAUGUGUACAGCAUAUUGACAUUCCUGACUAGUUCUGUCCUUCUGUCUUAAAUAGCCCAAGCCUUCCGACCUGAGAGCAGCCCUGCUUUGUGCCUGUGCCAGCUGGGAGCCUCCCGGUGCCCUCCUGGCACAGCUGCUCCUGCUGUGGCCCUGCCCCGGCUCCCAGGCUGGUGCAGAGCAGCUCCCUUGUGUAAAUGAAUGUUACUCUGCCUGUCUUUCCUCUUGCUUUGUCUGCAGGCGAGCUGAUGCCGACGGCUCCUCCUCCCGUCCCGACAGCCCUCCACUCUUGCUUGAUCUAUGAUUUGUCCCGCCUUGCCGGCCGUUUGCUUUACUGCUGUCUCUUUACUUUACCAGGACAGGCUAAACGAUGACUUCUUUUUUGUAAGAAGCAAACGCUUAAUUCCUUUCUGAAUUUUUUUUUUUUUUUUUGCUCUGUAUGUUAAUGCCCUACUUGAUGUGAGCCAAAACAUCUGCCUUUGGUUUCGUAAUCUGUAAAUGGUUCCUGGUGUUGACUUUUGAGCACAGCGAGUGGAUUCCCGAAACCGCGGUCAUCACUGAGCAUCACAUACACCUGCUGUAAAAAUGUUAUGCUGCAUUUCUGAACCUGAAAUAAACUCUCAUUCUUGAUGGGCUUUUAUUAUUA
Messenger RNA from Zonotrichia albicollis (white-throated sparrow), 7132 nucleotides. The record is from RefSeq and is a predicted model, not a curated record. Lineage: Eukaryota; Metazoa; Chordata; Aves; Passeriformes; Passerellidae.